Rosa rugosa (rugosa rose) is the source of this 1829-nucleotide messenger RNA. RefSeq names its product cytochrome P450 736A117-like. The record is from RefSeq and is a predicted model, not a curated record. Lineage: Eukaryota; Viridiplantae; Streptophyta; Magnoliopsida; Rosales; Rosaceae. Gene Ontology annotation, molecular function: iron ion binding; heme binding; monooxygenase activity. The transcript has 2 exons. The coding region runs from base 44 to 1681 and encodes 545 amino acids.
GACAAGUACGUACAUCAACCUAGAGUCACAGAGAUCGAGUAAGAUGCCAAAUCUCCUGCAAAUGGUGGAACUGAAACUGAAUGAAACCUUCUCGAUCUUGCUUCAACCCCUUUCUCUCAAAUAUAUACUACUUCUCCCCAUUUUUCUCAUUCUCUUGUACAGAUGGUCCUCUUAUACCAACUCAUCAUCAAUUUCAGUACCACCAUCUCCACCGAAGCUACCAGUGAUCGGAAACCUCCACCAGCUAGGUUUACUCCCUCAUCGCUCUCUUCAAACCUUAGCGCAACGACACGGACCUGAUCUGAUGCUACUUCAUUUCGGAAGCAGGCCUGUCCUUGUGGUCUCGUCGGCCGAGUUUGCCUCCGAGAUCUUCAAAUCCCAUGACAUCGCAUUCUCUGACAGACCCAAGCUUAUCUUCUUCGAGAAGGUUGUCAAGUACAAGGACAUUGUAUCGGCGCCUUAUGGCGAGUACUGGAGGCAGGUGAGAAGUGUUUGUGUCUUAAACCUUUUGAGCAACAGAAGGGUUCGUUCUUUUCGUGCCGUGAGACUAGAGGAAAUGAAACUCAUGAUAAGCAACAUAGCACAGUCUUGUACAAUGACAUCUUCCUCAUCCUCAUCAACAUCGCCGGUUUUGAAUUUAAGCGAAAUGUUUCUGAAGCUCACUAAUGACGUCAUUUGUAGAGUUGCUAUGGGUAGGAAGUACAGCGAUUGUGGGGAAGGUCGUGGGAGGAUGUUUAUGGAGCUUUCUGUAGAGCUGACAGAGUUCUUCACAAGGUUCAAUAUUGGUGACUAUAUCCCAUGGCUUGCUUGGUUCACCCGAGUGAAUGGUUUUGAUGCAAAACUAGAUGACCUGGCUAAACGGGUGGAUGCCUUUAUUGAUAUGGUUAUUCAAGAGCAUAUGGAUAAAUCAAACAAUGGAAACGAUGAUGGCAUGAAUAAUGAUAAUGAGGACGAAAAGGAUUUGGUGGAUGUUUUGCUUUCAGUUCAAAAAGAAACUGCAGUUGGUUUUCCUAUUGAUCGAGUUAGCAUAAAGGCUAUUAUCCUGGAUAUAUUUACGGGUGGCACUGAUACUACGUAUACCGCCCUAGAGUGGACAAUGUCUGAACUUUUAAAAAAUCCAACGGCGAUGAAGAAACUACAGAAUGAAGUUAGGGGAAUGGUUGGAAAUAAAAAGGACGUAACAGAGGAUGAUUUGGCUGGAAUGCACUACUUGAACGCAGUCAUCACGGAAACUUUUCGCUUACAUCCUCCAUUUCCAUUACUAUUGCCUAGGAUGUGCAACCAAGAUGUGAAAAUAAAGGGCUAUAACAUUAAGGCUAAUACACAUGUUAUGGUUAAUGCAUGGGCACUCGGAAGAGAUCCCAAGUCAUACACAAAUCCAGAACAGUACAAGCCAGAAAGGUUCUUGGACAGUGUCAUAGAUUAUAAAGGGAAUAACUAUGAAUUAAUUCCAUUUGGUGCUGGCAGACGAGGUUGCCCUGGAAUUCAGUUUGCUAUAGUCGUUGAAGAGCUUGUUUUAGCAAAUAUUGUACACAAGUUUGAUUGGGCUCUGCCUCAUGGUGCGACAACGGAAGACCUAGACAUGACUGAAACCACAGGUUUAACCGCACAUAGAAAGUAUCCUCUUAUGGCAGUUGCUACACAAUUCGAGGAGCUUCCCAAGAGGGAUUAUUCUUAUUAGGUAAAACUGCAUGUGAAACUACUUCUUACAUUGCCUUUGUCUUCCCUUUAAGUUAUGUAACCAUGUAAUAUAUUAUUAGUUGAUCUCCUUGGUCAAUUUUAUCCAAUUUCUAAGUUUUUAAUAUUUAUAUAAUCACUCUCAAAGUUGU